CAUGGUGUAAUUCAAUAUUAGUCUCCUAGAGUUCACACCAAGUAGUCUUCUGAGAAUUUCACAAUAAGAGUGAAAUCGAAAUAGAUUAAGUUAAGAACUAUAAUAAUUUUGAGCCAAUUAACUGAUUUAAAGUUUCUAUAUGGAGAAGCUCUAAAAAACAAUAAUGAGCCAAAGAAAAUAAUUGCUGAGUAGAACGAUUCGUUAAAUUUAUACAAAUUAUAGUCUUCAUUUCGGCAUAGAAAAAUGAGGAGUGAUUAAUUAUUAUAAAAGACAUUUAAAUUCGGUGAAUUAAAGAUUACUGAUUUAUAUAGUACUUUAUUUAAAUGA
Messenger RNA from Paramecium sonneborni, 327 nucleotides. NCBI's taxonomy places the organism in Eukaryota, Ciliophora, Oligohymenophorea, Peniculida, Parameciidae. The record is from the annotation of a GenBank genome assembly.